Durusdinium trenchii is the source of this 837-nucleotide messenger RNA. NCBI's taxonomy places the organism in Eukaryota, Dinophyceae, Suessiales, Symbiodiniaceae. The record is from the annotation of a GenBank genome assembly.
AUGAAUCCAAAAUUCAAGGGCCUCGAGGGGUCAUUGGGAGCGGUGUACUACAACUUUCCUCAUGCAGGAUCUGUGGGUGGCUUUUUCGAUGGCCACCCUCUUGUAAACUGGCGUCAUGAGAACCUGAUGCGGCUGUUCUUCCGGGCCUUGCGAUCCUUCAUGACGGUUGGAGGUUUGGUGAAGGUGGCUUCCAACAUGGGUGCUGUCGGAGUUCGGUUCUCGUACAUUACUUUUGGUGCCAAAGAGAAUGAGUUUGAUCAUGUUGAAACUGUACCCUUCUUGCAGUGGAACCUCCACCGUUACAGCCGAUCCUAUGGAGAUAGGCGAGACGUGAUCCGAAGACCAGACCAGGCCGAGGGCUACAAUGCCCAGCGAGCAGACAAAGACAUGGUGUAUACGUUCAAGUAUAACCCAAGCGGCAAGCCUUUGCCCCCGCAAGCCCUGCGACUGCCCCCGACUUUGAUGACCUUGGAGGAGUGUCAGGAUGGCCAGCAGCUGAAAGUCGAAGGGGUGAGAGCGGCUCUGCAGCAGCAGAGAAGCUUCGUUUUCGAAGAUGAGGCUGAGCAUUUGCUGAGAACCACCUCGGAGAGGAGCAAAGAAAACCCACUUGCCAACAGCCACAGGUUGCGAGACGUCUGGAAGAUUGUUGUUGCGCAGCACCAGGAUGCCGAAAGCGAGAGCGACCUGGGCAGUCCCGGCAGCCCUGCCAGCCCUUUGAGCCCUCCCGACCUGAACUCACGUUGGCGGCAGAGAAGCAAGCUCAGUACUGGUAGUGCCUUCUCGAGCGUCUCUUCUGUGUUCGGCACUUACAGCAACAGACAGGGGGGCCAGCAUUGA